AUUGUGCGCACCCUCCAACGUUCUUGGAGUUUCCGAGACGUCACAAAUUCUUCGAGUGUCGGUGGUGGUGUCCAAUUUCGGCACCAAAAUGACGAGGAAAAAUGUUAAAAGUGUUUGGUCGAUUAAAAAUUAAUUGACAUUUUGUAACGAUCAUCACGUUUUAGGGAAACAUAAAUAUCAAACAUGUCGUCAGUCAAAGUAGCAGUUCGUGUCCGGCCGUUCAACAACCGAGAAAUCUCGCGAGAAUGCAAAUGUAUAAUAAAAAUGGGAGGAAACACUACAACAAUCACAAAUCCAAAAGCCGACCCGAAAGAAGCCCUCAAAAGCUUCAAUUUCGACUAUUCCUACUGGUCACACGAUGAGACCGACCCGGAAUUCUCCUCACAACUGGUCGUCUACAAGGACAUCGGCGAGGAAAUGCUCCAGCACUCCUUCGACGGCUACAACGUUUGCAUCUUCGCCUACGGGCAGACCGGCGCCGGCAAGUCCUACACCAUGAUGGGCAAGCAGGAGGAGGGCCAAGAAGGCAUCAUCCCCCAGAUCUGCAAGGACCUCUUCAACAGGAUACGCAACAACGACAACCCCGACAUGAAGUACUCGGUGGAGGUCAGCUACAUGGAGAUCUACUGCGAGCGGGUGCGCGAUCUGCUCAACCCCAAGAACAAGGGGAACUUGCGGGUGCGCGAGCACCCCCUUCUGGGGCCCUACGUCGAGGAUCUGAGCAAGCUGGCGGUGACGAGCUACGAGGACAUCCACGACCUGAUAGAUGAGGGCAACAAGGCCAGAACGGUGGCCGCCACUAACAUGAACGAGACCAGUUCGAGGUCGCAUGCGGUGUUUACGAUUUUUUUCACGCAACAGAGAUACGAUCAAACGACGACAUUGUGCACGGAGAAGGUCUCCAAGAUCUCGCUGGUGGACCUGGCGGGCUCCGAGAGGGCCGACUCCACGGGGGCCAAGGGCACGAGGCUCAAGGAGGGCGCCAACAUCAACAAGAGUCUGACGACGUUGGGCAAGGUCAUCUCGGCGCUCGCUGAAAUCGCGUCUAAGAACAAGAAAUCAAAAAAAGCCGACUUUAUCCCUUACCGAGACUCGGUUUUGACAUGGUUGCUGCGCGAGAACCUCGGAGGCAACAGCAAGACUGCAAUGAUAGCCGCCAUAUCUCCAGCCGAUAUCAACUACGACGAGACUUUGUCCACUCUCAGGUACGCUGAUCGAGCCAAGCAGAUCGUGUGCAAGGCCGUGGUUAACGAGGACGCCAACGCGAAACUCAUCCGAGAGCUCAAAGAGGAGAUCCAGAAACUCCGCGAGCUGCUCAAGGCCGAAGGCAUCGAAGUGCACGAGGGGCCGGAUGGCAAAGUUAUUUAUGAGAAAAGGGAGCCUCCUAGAGCUGAAGAUAACAUCAUCGCUCGCAACAAUAAAGAAAACGAGAGAUCGAGAACGACUUCAACGACAAUAGCCGAGGAAGCCGUCGAUCAAUUGCAAGCCAGCGAGAAACUCAUCGCCGAACUGAACGAAACAUGGGAGGAGAAAUUGAAGCGCACCGAAGCUAUAAGAAUCCAACGGGAGGCCGUUUUCGCCGAAAUGGGGGUGGCGGUGAAGGAGGACGGGAUCACGGUUGGGGUGUUCUCCCCCAAAUGUACCCCCCAUUUGGUGAAUUUGAACGAGGAUCCGUUCAUGUCCGAAUGCCUGAUUUACUACACCAAGGACGGUAUUACGAGGGUCGGGUCAGCCGAGGCAAACAUUCCGCAAGAUAUACAGCUCGUGGGGUCGCACAUUAAAUCAGAGCAUUGCAUUUUUGAGAAUAAGGACGGGAAAGUGACACUGACUCCAUCAGCUGGGGCUUUAAUUUAUGUCAAUGGACGGGAGAUCACCGAGCCAGUCGUCCUCAAAACCGGCUCCCGAGUCAUUUUGGGCAAAAACCACGUGUUCCGCUUCACGCAUCCAGACGAAGCGCGUGAGAUGCGUGAAAAAAAUUCGACACCUUUAGAAACCGUUGACUGGAACUAUGCACAAAUUGAACUUCUUGAAAAACAAGGCGUUGACUUAAAGGCCGAGAUGGAAAAACGUCUCCUAACCCUCGAAGAACAAUACCGUAAGGAAAAAGAAACCGCAGAUCAACUGUUUGAAGAGCAGCGAAAAAAUUACGAGGCUCGAAUUGACGCGCUUCAAAAGCAAGUGGAAGAACAGAGCAUGACAAUGUCGAUGUACAGUUCCUAUACGCCCGAGGAUUUCAAUAAUGAAGAUGAUAUUUUCGACGGGGGCGCUUUUGCAGUGAACCCUCUGUUUGACGCAGAGUGCAAUUGGACCGAGAAGGAGUACGAGCUGGCCGCCAAUGCCUGGAGGAAGUGGAAACAUCACCAGUUUACCUCCUUGAGGGACGAUCUCUGGGGCAAUGCCAUUUUCCUCAAGGAGGCGAACGCCAUUUCGGUCGAACUCAAGAAGAAAGUACAAUUCCAAUUCACACUUUUGACCGACACCCUCUACUCGCCCCUUCCGGCCGAUUUGCGUCCCACCAUCGACUAUGAUCAAGACGAGGACGCGUCAGUGCCGAAAACAAUUGUCGCUGUUGAAGUUCAAGAUACGAAAAACGGGGCGACUCAUUACUGGUCGUUGGAUAAACUUCGUCAAAGACUGGAAUUGAUGCGUCUGGUUUAUAACGAGGAAGUUGUGGAAUUGCCGAGUCCUGAAGUUGGUAUUGAAACAACAACGCCUUUGCUGAGAUGUCUCACGCAAUGUCCACCAUCACCGUCACGCUUCUCUCUUACCAGUCUGUUGCCGUCGAGGCAAAGGCUGGAACUCAUGCGCGAAAUGUACCACAACGAGGCCGAAAUGUCACCGACUUCGCCCGAUUAUAAUGUGGAGUCGCUCACUGGGGGCGACCCCUUCUAUGACCGUUUUCCCUGGUUUAGAAUGGUGGGGCGAGGGUUUGUCUACUUGAGCAAUCUUUUAUACCCCGUGACGCUGAUUCAUAAAGUGGCGAUUGUUAGUGAAAAAGGAGAUGUUCGAGGAUAUUUGAGAGUAGCGGUUCAGGCCGUUAUGGAUGAGGAUAAUUCGGACCAAGUUGGUGUGAGGCAAAGUGCAAGGAUAGCUUUUGAAACACCCAAAGCCGUUAUUGAACAUAAAAAUAUUCACAAUAUGGACGAUCGCAUUAUCGAAGGUCAGAGCGCUAUUGAUCCGAUUAAAAUCGAUGAUCUUAUAGAGUGUGAUGCAGAUUCAGGACGUGGCGAUAGUUCCGUUUCGUCAGAUUUAAAAGAGGAUGAAGUUCCCGAUCAUUUAGCGAUCGGAAAAGAGUUUACUUUCAGAGUUACUGUCUUACAAGCAGUGGGAAUUUCCACGGAAUAUGCCGAUAUCUUCUGCCAAUUCAAUUUCUUGCAUAGACAUGACGAGGCUUUUUCGACAGAACCAGUCAAAAAUUCGGGCAAAGGCACUCCACUUGGCUUCUACCACGUACAAAAUAUCACAGUUUCGACCACGAAAUCAUUCAUCGACUAUAUCAAAACCCAGCCAAUUGUCUUCGAAGUUUUUGGCCACUACCAACAGCACCCCCUUCACAAAGACGCCAAAUUGGAGGGCAACGUCCGCCAGCCCCCUCGCCGCAUGCUCCCGCCCUCCAUCCCCAUUUCGCAGCCAGUCAGAUCGAGCAAAUUCGGCGCUUUGCCCUCCCCCUGCACCGCUCACAUUCACGCCAAAGUGGACGUUUUAGUUUGGUUUGAAAUCUGCGAAUUGGCCCCGAGUGGCGAAUACGUCCCUGUUGUGGUGGAGCACAGUGAUGAUUUGCCUUGUCGUGGAUUGUUUUUGUUGCAUCAGGGGAUUCAAAGACGGAUUAGGAUUACAAUUGUUCAUGAUCAAGCCGCUGAGAUUAAAUGGAGAGAUGUGAGAGAGUUGGUAGUGGGAAGGAUUAGGAAUAGUCCGGAGUCGGACGAGGAUGAGGAUAAUGAUAAUUCGGUGCUGUCGUUGGGAUUAUUCCCAGGGGAGUAUCUGGAGGUGCCUGGGGAUGAUAGGGUGAUGUUUAGGUUUGAGGCGGCCUGGGAUAGCUCGCUGCAUAAUUCACCAUUGCUGAAUAGGGUCACGGCGCAAGGGGAGCAGAUUUUCAUGACCAUCUCGGCUUAUUUGGAGUUGGAAAAUUGCGGCCGCCCUGCCAUUAUAACAAAAGACCUGAGUAUGGUAAUCUACGGAAGAGACGCUCGAACUGGCCCUCGAUCCCUCAAACACCUCUUCUCUGGAAACUAUCGCAACGCCGAAGCAAACCGCCUAUCAGGAGUCUACGAAUUACUUUUGCGACGUGCUAGUGAAGCAGGUAGUCCAGGUGUGCAAAGACGCCAACGUCGCGUCCUGGACACCAGCUCCACCUACGUCCGCGGCGAGGAAAACCUCCACGGUUGGCGUCCUCGUGGCGAUUCGUUAAUCUUCGACCACCAAUGGGAGCUCGAGAAAUUGACCCGACUUGAAGAAGUCGAACGUGUGCGCCACACUCUCCUCCUCCGCGAGCGUCUAGGUCUCGACCGUUCAACCAAUCACAACAAGUAUCACCUCGACUACACAAAAAGCGAGAAGGAAGUGUGCAACAUGGUCGCUAAAAACAACAACCUCAACGCAACCAACGAUUUUUACGAAUACACCGAUCGCGAGAAACAACUCUUAAUGAAAUGCGUCCGCUUGAUCCAGGGACGAGGCCGCGAAAGCAUCACCGGAAUGAAGGAAAAAGAGGUGGCAAGUCCGGAAGAAAUGACCGAAAUGAGCACGAGCAUGCUAUCAAGCAUGGUGUCGAACGGGUCGAUCGAGCUCUGCUCACCGGAACGGGCGGCGCUUCCGGGCGAAUGUGCCCCGUUCCCGCCGGUUCCGGUCUCUCCCCCAGGCCCCAGGGACCCGGAGUUGGUGCUCUACGUCCCGGACAUGGAGGAAAUUAGGAUUUCGCCCGUCGUCGCACGCAAGGGGUAUUUGAACGUUUUGGAGCAUAAAACGCACGGGUGGAAGAAGCGAUGGGUGGCCGUCCGACGACCCUACGUGUUUAUUUUCCGGGAUGAAAAAGAUCCAGUUGAACGGGCGCUUAUUAACCUAGCUACGGCCCAAGUGGAGUAUUCCGAGGAUCAGUUGGCGAUGGUUCGACUCCCGAAUACUUUCAGCGUGGUGAGCAAACAUCGCGGUUAUCUCCUUCAAACGCUUCACGAGAAGGAGGUGCACGAUUGGUUGUAUGCCAUUAAUCCGUUAUUAGCUGGGCAAAUUCGCUCGAAAUCGGCCAGACGUAAUCCAACACGUCAGGAAAAUACGGAAACUACGGUGGCAUGUAAAUGAGAUUUAAUCGUUAUGGAAUCCGUUUUGGUUUAUUAGGUUUUUUUGAGUUGAUUGAGGUUGUGAUAGGGUUCCAUAAACGGGGGAUUUGGUUCUUCUAGCCCAGGUGUUGCGGGAUUGUUUGGCGAAAUGAUUCGCGACACCUGGGCUGUUUCUAGUCGAGCAUUUCUUUACAAAUCUAGUCGAGGAAUUGUGUGAGAAUUUUUAUGAUCCGGUUGUGUGCAAUAAGAGAGUUUCUCAGACCGUUUCGAAUGCUUAUUUCAGUUUGAUUGAUCUCAGUGUUAAAAUAGUAUUAAAGCUUCUUAUAGUGUAAUGAAUAUUUAAUACAUGUACCAAUCUAAUUAAACAUCAUAUUCUACCGUUUUAAUGUUAAGGCCUCGGGUUUUUCUUUGACAAAGUGAAUGUAAAGAAAGCAGAAAUUUCGACACUUUUUCGUUUGAUUUUCGGGCACAGUAAAUGUAUGAUGUACAGGGUGUUUAUUGUUCAAUCGAUGAAGAGCUCACUUUUUGAUUAUUUUUGGAAACUUCCACUUCAACCAACCCUGUUGUUAUUUUUGUACUUGAACUAGAUUUACACGAAUUGUUUUUAUUGUAUAUACCUACCUACCAAAGUUAGCACAAUAGAUCUCACGCUGAAACCGCUAUUGUUUCAAAACUGGCAUUUGUAAGCCGAAGCUUACAUCCAUGACCAUGUCUUUGACUGAUUUUUAUUCGAUUUGGUUGUUGUAGGUGCUUGUUAAACUCAUCAUAAUUUUAUUUUUAUAGUUAGUUCCCCUAUAGACACAGUGCUACGCUUAUCUAAGCUAUAAAUGUAAAAAAGAAGUACUAUUUAAUGAAAUUAGUAGGUACAAUGUAGGAAAAUUUACUUUCCUUUUCUUUAUUUUAUUUCGGAUGCUGCCUUUGCAGGCUCAUUAUUGAUUAAUUGAAUGAUUAUUAUUAUUGUAUAAUUGUGUAAGCAUUAUAUGAAAUAAAUAAAGAAAACCAAAAUA
This is a messenger RNA of Tribolium castaneum (red flour beetle), 6280 nucleotides long. It is a transcript of the gene unc-104, whose product is annotated as uncoordinated-104. Gene Ontology annotation, molecular function: microtubule binding; microtubule motor activity; ATP binding. The record is from RefSeq and is a predicted model, not a curated record. Lineage: Eukaryota; Metazoa; Arthropoda; Insecta; Coleoptera; Tenebrionidae. Bases 184 to 5295 code for a protein of 1703 amino acids. Gene Ontology annotation, biological process: microtubule-based movement. The transcript is spliced from 19 exons.